Messenger RNA from Salvia splendens (bonfire salvia), 2445 nucleotides. Its product is annotated as probable beta-D-xylosidase 7. NCBI's taxonomy places the organism in Eukaryota, Viridiplantae, Streptophyta, Magnoliopsida, Lamiales, Lamiaceae. The record is from RefSeq and is a predicted model, not a curated record. Bases 64 to 2376 code for a protein of 770 amino acids. Gene Ontology annotation, molecular function: xylan 1,4-beta-xylosidase activity; alpha-L-arabinofuranosidase activity. The transcript is spliced from 5 exons. Gene Ontology annotation, biological process: xylan catabolic process; arabinan catabolic process. Gene Ontology annotation, cellular component: plant-type cell wall.
ACAAUCACAUUCCACCAUUUAAAUAGGACAAAAUCACUCCACUCUCCAUCAAUUCUCUAAAAAAUGAGAGCCCAUAACCUCCCACUCUUCACCAUUGUGAUACUCCUCCACACAAAUUCAGCACAAUCCGACGCCACUCCCCCAUUUUCAUGUGAUCCAUCAAACCCCUCAACUAAUUCGCUGCCCUUUUGCAACGCUAGUUUGGCCGUCGCCGCCCGGGCCAAGGAUCUCGUCUCGCGCCUCACGCUCGAUGAGAAAGUCCAGCAGCUCGUCAACAACGCCCCCUCCGUCCCCCGCCUCAACGUCUCUGCCUACGAGUGGUGGUCGGAGGCUCUGCACGGCGUUUCCCGCCACGGGAAGGGGAUCACCUUCGGCGGCGCCAUCAAGUCCGCCACCAUGUUCCCCCAAAUCAUCCUCUCUGCCGCCUCCUUCGAUUCCUCCCUCUGGUACCGCACUGCACAGGCGAUUGGGAAAGAGAGCAGGGCGUUUUUCAACGGCGGGCAGGGGAAGGGGAUGACGUUUUGGGCGCCGAAUAUAAACAUCCUGAGGGACCCGAGGUGGGGGAGAGGGCAGGAGACGGCCGGGGAAGAUCCGUUGGUGGCGGGAAAGUACGCGGUGGCGUACGUUAGAGGGCUGCAGGGGGAUAGAUUUGAAGGAGGGGAGAUAAUGAGAGAGGGAAGUCUGAUGGCCUCGGCUUGCUGCAAGCACUACACUGCGCACGACUUGGACAAUUGGAAUGGCGUCGAUCGCUACAGCUUCGACGCCAAAGUGACGAAGCAGGAUAUGACAGAUACGUUCCAACCACCCUUCAAGGCGUGCGUGGAGCAAGGCAAGGCUAGCGGCAUAAUGUGCGCGUAUAAUCGCGUCAAUGGCAUUCCUAGCUGCGCUGAUCGAAAUCUUUUAACUGCAACAGCUCGCCAACAAUGGGGAUUUGAAGGGUACAUUGCAUCGGAUUGCGAUGCCGUUGCUAUAAUUCAUGAUCCCCAAGGCUAUGCCAAAGAACCAGAAGAUGCAGUUGCAGCCGUGCUUAAAGCUGGUAUGGAUGUGAACUGUGGCAGCUAUUUGUUAAAAUACACAAAAUCAGCUGUGGAAAGGAAGAAAGUAUCAGAAUCAGACAUAGACAGAGCCCUUCUCAACCUCUUCUCCAUCCGAAUGAGGCUCGGCCACUUCGACGGCGAUCCGAGAAAGCUCCAAUACGGUGCCAUCAACGCCACCUCCGUCUGCAGCAACGACCACCAAGACCUCGCCCUCGAGGCAGCACGCUCCAGCAUCGUCCUCCUCAAAAACGAAGCCGCCCUCCUCCCUUUCUCCAAGACCUCCACCAAGUCCCUCGCCCUCAUCGGCCCCAACGCCAACUCCUCUGCCAUCUUCACCGGAAACUAUGAAGGCUAUCCGUGCAAAACCGUCUCAAUCCUCCAAGCACUAGACAAUCUCUACAACAUUCCCACCAAAUUUGUUCAGGGCUGUGAGUUUGCAAACUGCACCUCAGUUUCAACUGAUGCAGCAGUGGCCAUUGCGAAGGAGGCGGAUCGUGUUGUCCUAGUCAUGGGGCUGGAUCAGUCGUUGGAGAGGGAGAAGCUCGAUAGGGUCGAGCUCGGGCUGCCCGGGCAUCAAGAGGAUCUCAUCACAGCUGUUGCAGAAGUUGCUGUGAAGCCAGUUGUGCUGGUGCUGCUGUGUGGAGGCCCUGUUGAUGUCUCCUUCGCCAAGAAAAACCCCAAAAUCGGGAGCAUUCUGUGGGCCGGGUAUCCAGGUGAGGCCGGAGGAGUUGCUGUGGCUCAGACUCUGUUUGGAGACAACAAUCCAGGUGGGAAGCUACCGGUUACUUGGUAUCCAAAAGAGUUCAGCAAGGUGGCGAUGACGGAUAUGAGGAUGAGGCCUGAUCCAUCUCAAGGCUAUCCGGGGCGAACCUACAGAUUCUACACUGGUCCGACAGUGUACGAAUUCGGUUAUGGACUCAGCUACACAAACUACACUUACAAGGUAAUCUCAGUCAGCCGUGGCAGCCUCUUUCUGAACAGUUCCUCGGCCGUGAAGAAAUCUGGUUCGAUAUCGGUGUCUGAACUGGGGAGCAAGGGCUGCGAGAGCAUCAAGUUUUCAGCUCAAGUGAGAGUCACCAACCAUGGUUCGAUGGCUGGUAAGCAUCCAGUGUUGUUGUUUGUUAGAAGCAACAACCCCGGAAGUGGUGGUACGAGGAGACAGUUGGUUGAGUUCAAGACUGUGGCAUUGAGUCAGGGAGAGACUAAAGAUAUUGGAUUCGAUAUCAGUCCAUGUGAGAGUUUUAGCCAUGCGGACGAAGAUGGAGCCCUGGUUAUCAAUGAGGGCACCCUCUACAUAGGCGUGGAGGGCGAUGAACGCACUAUUAAUGUUGUAAUCUAAUGUAAGACAUCAAACGUUUCAUUUAUUGGAGUUCCAAUAACAAUAUACAAAAAAAUAAGAUCUAAUACA